GGCCGGAGAAAUUAAAAAUUGAAUACAGUUAAAUAAAGAAUACUCCUAAAGCUAAACUCAGUCGCUAUUUAUAGCUAACCCACAAGCUUCUCUCACCGCAGACAUACAAAAAAAGGUUUGGUUCCAAAAGCCAAAAGCUUCCCUCUACGAAUAGCAAAUCACACAAACACACACACAAUGAUAGCUUACAUAGAGCCAUACUUCUUAGAUAACGACGCUGAAGCCGCCUCCGUCACCGGACAAUCUUUUGAUGGCGUCUCCGAGUCACUCGACAUCCAGGGAGAAAUCUUAUGCGGCGGUGCUGCGGCGGAUAUCGCCGGAAAAGACUUCGGUGGCAUGAACUGCGUGAAGCCUCUUGCGGUGGUGAGACCCGUGGGACCGGAGGAUAUCGCCGGAGCGGUGAGAGCAGCUCUGAGGUCCGAUAAACUCACCGUGGCGGCGCGUGGAAACGGCCAUUCUAUCAACGGCCAGGCCAUGGCGGAAGGAGGACUCGUCGUCGAUAUGCGUUCCACGGCGGAGAAUCAUUUCGAGGUUGGUUUUUUACCCGGCGGUGCGUUUGUCGACGUCUCCGGAGGGGAAUUAUGGGAAAACGUGUUGAAACGGUGCGUUUCGGAGUAUGGCUUGGCGCCUCGGUCGUGGACUGAUUACCUCGGGUUGACGGUAGGCGGGACGUUGUCGAAUGCCGGCGUUGGUGGACAAGCGUUCCGUUACGGACCACAGACGUCAAAUGUAACGGAGUUAGAUGUGGUGACGGGAAACGGAGACGUCGUUACUUGCUCGGAGAUGGAGAACUCGGAGCUCUUCUUCUCCGUUUUAGGUGGUCUUGGCCAGUUCGGUAUCAUCACCAGAGCUAGGGUUUUGCUACAGCCAGCACCAGAUAUGGUGAGGUGGAUAAGAAUCGUUUACACCGAGUUCGACGAGUUCACUCGGGACGCCGAGUGGCUAGUGAGUCAGAAGGAUGAGUCAUCGUUUGAUUACGUGGAGGGAUUUGUGUUCGUCAACGGCGAUGACCCGGUCAACGGAUGGCCUAUAGUUCCACUCCACCCAGACCACGACUUUGACCCGACCCAACUCCCACAGUCAUCCGGCUCGGUUCUUUACUGCCUUGAACUAGCUCUCCACUACCGAGAUUCCGACUCUAACUCAACCGUCGACAAGAGAGUGGAGAGAUUGAUCGGACGGCUGAGAUUUGUUGAGGGGUUGAGGUUCGAGGUGGAACUGCCUUACGUUGACUUUUUACUGAGGGUAAAACGAGCUGAAGAGAUCGCAAAGGUGAACGGCACGUGGGAAACGCCGCACCCUUGGCUUAACCUCUUCGUGUCGAAACGUGACAUCGGGGAAUUUGAUCGGACGGUUUUCAAGGAACUUGCCAAGAACGGAGUCGGAGGGCCCAUGUUGGUCUACCCACUCUUGCGAAGCAGGUGGAAUGACCGUACAUCCGUGGUUUUACCUGAAGGAGAGAUAUUCUACAUUGUGGCAUUGCUUCGAUUCGUGCCGACGUGUGCUAAACCUUCGUCGGUCGAGAAAAUGGUGGCUCAAAAUCAGGAGAUUGUUCAAUGGUGUGUCAGAAAGGGAAUAGAUUUCAAGCUAUAUUUUCCUCACUACAAGUCUCGAGAGGAAUGGAUUCGUCAUUUUGGGAACCGAUGGUCGAGGUUCGUUGACAGGAAAACAAUGUAUGAUUCCAUGGCUAUCCUUUCACCGGGUCAAAAGAUUUUCAAUAGGGCUCCUUGAUCCCCCUAUUGUACUUUUGUAUUCUUAAGUUACAUUGGUCUGAUGUAAUUUUUAUAUAUUUCUUUUCUUUGUAAUUUUACUUUUCCCCAAUAAAAAAUCAGCUGGGUUUUUAAUUCAUUAAAAAGUGGUCUCUGAGUCUUUGUCCAAUUAUGAAGUUCUAUUCACAAGAAAUACGUUCUUCUUUUUGUUCAAAAUAAAAAUCUGUACAUUUCUUUUCUAUUUUACUAUUCGUGAAAAAGAUCGAGUAGAUUUUCAUUGC
Brassica oleracea var. oleracea is the source of this 1990-nucleotide messenger RNA. Its product is annotated as cytokinin dehydrogenase 7-like. The coding region runs from base 178 to 1731 and encodes 517 amino acids. Gene Ontology annotation, biological process: cytokinin metabolic process. Gene Ontology annotation, molecular function: cytokinin dehydrogenase activity; FAD binding. The record is from RefSeq and is a predicted model, not a curated record. Lineage: Eukaryota; Viridiplantae; Streptophyta; Magnoliopsida; Brassicales; Brassicaceae. The transcript has 4 exons.